Messenger RNA from Glossina fuscipes, 2099 nucleotides. RefSeq names its product sphingomyelin synthase-related 1 (gene SMSr). The transcript is spliced from 6 exons. Gene Ontology annotation, cellular component: endoplasmic reticulum membrane; Golgi membrane. The coding region runs from base 207 to 1961 and encodes 584 amino acids. Lineage: Eukaryota; Metazoa; Arthropoda; Insecta; Diptera; Glossinidae. Gene Ontology annotation, biological process: ceramide biosynthetic process. The record is from RefSeq and is a predicted model, not a curated record. Gene Ontology annotation, molecular function: sphingomyelin synthase activity; ceramide cholinephosphotransferase activity.
AAUUUUUUCUAUACAAUUAUCAUAAUAGGUCUUGCGUUUGCUGUCAAAUAAUAAUAAAAAAAAAAAGAACAAAAAAUGCGACGCAAAUGUCAGUAGGAGCAAAACAAAAGAUGUAAUGGGAAAUGGUGUGAUCCUCAAUGUUGAGAAGGAAAACAAAUUUCAUAUCAUAAAUAAAGAGAAUUGGAAGACAAAGGAAUUGUAAAAAAAUGCUUACCACGCACAUUGAAGAUAAGACUACUACAAAUAAAACACUGUCCAUAAACACAAAUAAUAGUAACGAUAAUGAACAAAGUAUAACUAGAGAAAUUGUAUGCCAAUGGCAAGUUGACGACGUUGUACAGUGGGCUACCAGAGACGGUCAAUUCACAUCAACAGUUAUUAGAUGCCUACAAUUAGAGGCUAUAGAUGGACAGGUGUUGCUGAAUUUAACCGAAGAUGAUAUACGAGACUUUCGAUUUCGUCUUAAUUAUGAUUUGCGUUUAGGAGAAAUGAAGAAACUCUGGCAAUUCAUACAUAAUCUACAGUCUUUUCAAGUAGAUCAACAACAGCAUCAUAGUCGAGCUCAUUACCGCUUCAACUCAUGCAGUGUUGGCUACAAUUGUUAUGGCAAUCGUAAUGCAUGUAAUUCACAUACGGAAACAUGCACUUUUAAUGAUUGGGAAAGUUGCUGCCCUGAAACUUCUUCCAUGUCGGAUGGCUGUGUUUGCCCAAUUCCACUAGAAUGCUUUAAAACCGUAAUCAGCUUAGCUUACUCUUUUCUUGUGACUUGGAUAACAUCAUUUGUGAUGGUAAUUGUUCAUGAACGUGUGCCUGAUAUGAAACGCUAUCCUCCUCUGCCAGAUAUAUUCCUUGAUAACGUGCCUCACAUACCCUGGGCUUUUCAUAUGUGCGAAAUAACAGGCACUUUGCUUUUUAUUAUUUGGAUUUGCGUGUGCAUCUUUCACAAAUACCGCAUGGUACUCUUAAGGCGUUUCUUUGCACUGGCGGGUACUGUUUUUCUAUUGCGCUGUGUUACAAUGUUAAUUACGUCUUUAAGUGUACCGGGUACGCAUUUACAAUGCAAUCCUAAAGAUUAUGCAAUAGAUGAUAGUUCUUUAACUUUGCGAGAAGCGAUACAGCUACGUAUGCAAAGGGCUUAUAUCAUCUGGAGCGGUUUGGGUAUGUCCAUACAGGGUGUUCGUACAUGCGGAGAUUAUAUGUUUAGUGGUCACACGGUAGCUUUAACAUUGUUAAAUUUUUGUAUAACGGAAUAUACACCUCGCCAUUUAUAUUUCCUGCAUACUCUAACAUGGCUUUUGAAUAUGUUUGGCAUAUUUUUUAUCUUGGCUGCCCAUGAACACUACUCUAUUGAUGUGUUUGUGGCUUUUUAUAUAACAUCCCGUUUAUUCCUUUAUUAUCAUACGUUAGCUAAUAAUCAAGCUUUAAUGUCACGCGACUCGUCUCGCACACGUAUCUGGUUCCCAAUGUUUAGCUAUUUCGAGAGUUCAGUGGUUGGUAUUAUACCCAACGAAUACGAUGGCCUAGGCGAAAUUUUUGACAAAUUUUUACUCACCAUUAUUGAUCUAAAGGACAUGUUCAUAUUUACUGCGAAUCGUAUUUGGUUGGAGGCGCCAAGCAUAGCCAUAAUAACUUCAAAUGUUUCAAAUACUGAAUAUGGAUCGCAUCAAAACUCUGAUGAAAAUAAAGUUUAUAAUGGCGCCACAUCGAGGACGUGGCAAAGGCCUAUAUCGUCUGCAGAUAGCGAAAAUGUUGCUGGAGGUGAGAUUGAAAAAUCUUCAGUACCCUUGAAGCUCGUUACGCGGAAAGAUGCGUCUAGAAAAACUUCAUUGGCAGUACAGAAAAUUGAUAGGGCUACGCGAGAAAUGGAUGCAAUCGCAACGAAUACGGAAACGGAAACAGAAACAUCGCAACUAAAUUCCUUAAACGUGCAACCACCGGAUGUUUCUAAGAAGCUUGUAUAAUAAUUAUUCAAGUUGAAAAUCAACACAAAAAAAAGAAAAACGCAAAACAAAGUUAGAAAGAAAUUUUUUUUCCGUAGUAUUACAUAAACGCUACAGAGAUACUCUGUAGGUAAAAUUUAAAGUUUUAUAAGUUAUUUA